Habropoda laboriosa is the source of this 1174-nucleotide messenger RNA. RefSeq lists its product as uncharacterized. The transcript is spliced from 2 exons. Bases 86 to 544 code for a protein of 152 amino acids. The record is from RefSeq and is a predicted model, not a curated record. Lineage: Eukaryota; Metazoa; Arthropoda; Insecta; Hymenoptera; Apidae.
UACACGAAGAUCCAUUUUUUCUUCCCUCUUCGGACGCACACGGUCUGCUCUCCUUCCUCUCUCUCUGCGUGUCAUCUUGGAGAACAUGAAGCUCGUACCGAUCCUGCUGCUCGUCGCAGCGGUCGUCUUCGCCGCCGAGGAGAAGGAGGAGGAACGUCCCAAAACGUUUAGAAGACUCAUCCCUGCUGAUGUACUACGCGAUUUCCCCGGUAUGUGCUUUGCCUCAACAAAAUGCGCCACCUUCGAACCAACGAAAUCCUGGGAUCUGACACCAUUCUGCGGUCGUUCAACUUGCGUGCUGUCUGAUGACAACUCCGGCCGCCUGUUUGAACUUGUCGAGGAUUGUGGACCACUUCCGAAGGCAAACCCGAAAUGCAAGCUCUCAGACAAGACCAACAAGACCGCCUUGUUUCCUGAUUGCUGUCCAAAAUUCGAGUGCGAAGAGGGAGCGAAAUUGGAGUAUCCCGAAAUCUCGACUUUGGCACCACCCGCGGAAAUCGUAGAGCCCAAGAAGACCUCGGAAGUGCCUCCGACGAAAGUUUAAAUUCUCGAAACGCGCAGAUCGUGACCUUUGCAAAUCGAAUUGAACAGUCGAUCGAAUAGAAAUCGAAGAUAUUUUAGCUUUUUUCUUGUAAUCCAUGUACCGUCGUAUCCUGAGACAAUCUUCUGUAAACAUGAAAAAGAAUGAGAGUUUUAUUAAUUUAAACGUAAAAAGCAAAAAAACAAAAUGUAACUGUAGUUGAAGAGAAUUCGUCUAAAACAAUGAUAACGUUUUUAACUUAACAAAGGGAACAUUACCUUUCAACGUCGUGCAUCGAUGCGCGCUGUUUCAUUAUGGAGAUACCAUACUGCAACUUCCUGUUACCCUUCAGCGUAAUUCGACUUCACACGAGACUAAAAUUACACACUGUAUAUAAUUUACGCGUUACAUUUAUUUCUACGACAAUAUAAAAAUUACAAAACGCACACACUACGUACAUAAAUGUAAGUGUAACAACAGUAUUACCGCUAAUACGUUGCAAUAUAAACAGUGAUCAGUGAUCCGACAUUUCGUUUUAAAGCGUUGAGUUUCUUCAGUCUCCUAGUCCCGGAAACGAGACUUAGAUGCUCCUACCCAUUUUGUAAUUCCAUUUCAACAAUAAUCACCUCGUAGAGAACUCUAAUUCUGUAUUUU